GUUUAAACCUUAAUUAAUACACAUACAUAAAAUAAACAAAUAUAUUAUAUAUAUAUAUAGAUAUUGUAUAGUGGGUUAGUUGUUCUUUCCAUGUCCCCCUGUACUGUUUCUCUUUUCAGACAAAUCUCAUCGUUCUGAUGUUUUAAAUUUUGUUUUCUCUAUCAAAAUCGUGACUUUGAAUGGCUUUUAAAAAAUAUAUAUAAUCUAAGUAAUAAUUAUUAUGUGAUUAUAACACUAAUACUUAUAUAUUGAGAAAAUCACCACCAGACUGACGUUGCCUAAUUUGGCUUCACAUUACUUAUCUUUUUCUGUGUGUCUUGGCUAUGCCGGCGAUCCCAAUUGAUUGGUUUUGAACAAGUAUCAAAACCUGUGUUUAAUUAUUAUAAUUAUGCCACUUAAUUAUGUUAUUAUUAAUUAACUAAUUACUUUUAAUUCUUUGGUUAUAUUAAGUAUUAUAAUAUCAUAAAACUCUCUUUAAAUAUGGCUUUCUCUUCUCUUCGAAACCCUCCCUCCUUCCCUCUCACACACCAUCUUUUUUCUCCUCCAAUGAAAGCUGGAACAUUUGAAAUGGUUCAUGGUGGGGUUUUGGAUAUGAUCCAACACCAGCACCAUGAAUAUUACUUAAACCCUUCUACUAAUUCUAGUUUGAUCCCAGUUCAAACCUCCAUGAUUAACCAAUUCCCCAAGCCUGUGAAUAACGAGCUCUCUGAUUGGGUCGAGCAAAUCACCAAACAGCUCAUCGACGACCCACCUGAGAUCACAGCCUGUAGUAGUCUCGAAACUUUUCAGGCGGCCACCACUACCUCGAGCGACGACAACUACUUCGUUCAAUCCGCGUCACUUUCCGGUGACUACUUUCGACCAAGAAAAAUCCCACGAAUAGAGCUAGCUAAUACUAAUACUAAUAGUAGUAGUAGUAAUAAUAAUAAUAAUAAUAAUGAUCUUGAUGAUCAAGAACAGAACUUGACCCAAAUGAUGACACUUCUGCUAGAAUGCGCGGUGGCAAUCUCCGUCGACAACCUCGGCGAGGCUCACCGGAUGAUUCUGGAGCUUACCCAGAUAACGUCUCCGUACGCACCGUCGUCGGCGGAGCGCGUGGUGGCUUACUUCUCCAAAGCCAUGGCUAGCCGAGUAGUGAACUCGUGGCUAGGGAUAGUGCUCUGCUCUCCUUAUCCCCUACCUCUGGUCAACCACAAGUCUCUCCACGACGCUUUCCAGGCCUUCAACAACGUCUCACCUUUCGUCAAGUUCGCUCACUUCACAUCCAACCAAGCCAUCCUCGAAUCCUUCCACCGCCGCGACCGCCUCCACGUGAUCGACCUCGACAUCAUGCAGGGUCUCCAAUGGCCGGCCUUGUUUCACAUCCUCGCCACACGUGCCGAGGGACCGCCGUCGCACGUGCGGAUCACCGGGGUCGGUUCCUCCCCGGAACUCCUGUCCCAAACUGGUCAGCACCUCUCCAGCUUCGCCAAACGACUCGGCAUCAACUCGUUCGAGUUUCACCCGGUAGUGAGGGACCCCAAGUCAGGACUGUUAAACGUCGGCGUUUCGACGUUUCGAGUCAGGAGAGGAGAGACCCUCGCCGUGCACUGGCUCCGGCAUUGCCUCUACGACUCGACCGGACCAGAGUGGAGAACGAUCAGACUCGUCGAGGAACUCAAGCCCAGAAUCUUCACGUUGGUGGAGCAAGACUUUGCGCAAUCAGGGUCGUUCUUGGAUCGAUUCGUGGGGUCGCUCCAUUACUACUCGACCAUGUUUGAUUCUCUGGGAGCUUAUUUGGGGGCUGAUGAUCCCAACCGGCACACGGUGGAGCACUGUUUGCUUCAUAGGGAGAUAAACAACAUGUUGGCGAUUGGUGGGCCUGGUCGGAGCGGGGAGGAGAAGCUGAGGGAUUGGAGGAGUGAGCUAGUGAGGAGGAGUAGUGGCGGCGGCGGUGGUUUGGAGCAGGUGGCAAUGAGUGGGAAUUGCAUGGCUCAGGCUCAGUUGAUAUUGAAUAUGUUCAGUGGUGGUAAUAGUGGCUAUGGAUAUAGUUUGGUUCAAGGAAAUGAUGGCACACUUAGGCUUGGUUGGAAAGAUACUUGUUUGUAUACUGCUUCUGCAUGGACUACUUCUUCUACUUACAACUAUUGAUUAAAGUUUUUAUAUAUAUCUAUAUAUAUAUUUAUAUAUGAGUUUAUAGAUUAUUUCCU
Messenger RNA from Humulus lupulus (European hop), 2189 nucleotides. Its product is annotated as protein SCARECROW-like. Lineage: Eukaryota; Viridiplantae; Streptophyta; Magnoliopsida; Rosales; Cannabaceae. Bases 481 to 2130 code for a protein of 549 amino acids. Gene Ontology annotation, molecular function: DNA-binding transcription factor activity; sequence-specific DNA binding. Gene Ontology annotation, biological process: regulation of DNA-templated transcription. The record is from RefSeq and is a predicted model, not a curated record. The transcript has a single exon. Gene Ontology annotation, cellular component: nucleus.